Molecule: messenger RNA, 856 nt
Organism: Psammomys obesus (fat sand rat)
Lineage: Eukaryota; Metazoa; Chordata; Mammalia; Rodentia; Muridae
Product: mast cell protease 1
Exons: 5
Coding region: 1-741 (246 amino acids)
Biological process (GO): proteolysis
Cellular component (GO): intracellular membrane-bounded organelle; cytoplasm
Molecular function (GO): serine-type endopeptidase activity
Source: RefSeq, a predicted model, not a curated record
AUGCUGGCCCUCCUCUUCCUCUUGGCCCUUCUCUGGCCUCCUGAAGCUGGAGCUGAGGAGAUUAUUGGUGGUGUUGAGUCCAAGCCACACUCCCGCCCUUACAUGGCCCAUCUGAAGAUCACCACUAAACAAGGUUACACCGUCAGCUGUGGCGGCUUCCUCAUAAACCAACAAUUUGUGAUGACGGCUGCGCACUGCAAAGGAAGAGAAAUCACCGUCACUCUUGGAGCUCAUGAUGUGAACAAGAAAGAAUCCACACAGCAGAAGAUAAAAGUCGAAAAACAAAUCGCUCACCCAAGUUACAACUUCUAUUCCAAUCUCCAUGACAUCAUGUUACUGAAGCUUCAAAAGAAAGCUAAGGUGACUGCUUCUGUGGAUGUGAUUUCCCUGCCCGGUCCAUCUGACUUUAUAAACCCUGGAAAAGUGUGCCGGGCGGCUGGCUGGGGGAAAACUGGAGUGACAGAACCAACGUCAGACAAGCUGAGGGAGGUGAAACUAAGAAUCAUGACUAAGGCGGCCUGUAAAAACUACAGGCAUUACGACUAUAACUUCCAGGUCUGUGUGGGCAGUCCAUCAAAGAUAAGAUCAGCCUACAAGGGAGACUCCGGGGGCCCUCUGGUGUGCGCUGGGGUGGCCCAUGGCAUUGUAUCUUAUGGACGCGUGGAUGCCAAGCCCCCCGCAGUCUUCACCCGAAUCUCCCCGUAUGUGCCCUGGAUUAAUCUAGUCAUAAGGGGCAAGUAGCUGAAAAGCCUGGCCAGUCCGAGGCAGAGCCUCCCAGCCAGAGCUCUUCUGGUACCCUGUGGGUUCAACAAAGCCUGUCCCCAGCCUGUCCCCGAAGGAUCUCAAAGAUGCACAA